Messenger RNA from Paralichthys olivaceus (Japanese flounder), 1136 nucleotides. It is a transcript of the gene coa3a, whose product is annotated as cytochrome C oxidase assembly factor 3a. Gene Ontology annotation, biological process: mitochondrial respiratory chain complex IV assembly. Gene Ontology annotation, cellular component: mitochondrial inner membrane. Lineage: Eukaryota; Metazoa; Chordata; Actinopteri; Pleuronectiformes; Paralichthyidae. The record is from RefSeq and is a predicted model, not a curated record.
GUUUCACAAACUCAAACUUCACCUCUGUCGAGAAACAACUUCAUAAAAAUAAACCGUGUUUCAUGUUUUCCAGAAGAUGGAGCUGUUCGUUGCAACUGCUGCUAGGAACCAUGAGCUGACAACGGGGACACAUUUGGACGUGGCACCGCUGUGUUACACUCACACGGGACGUAGCGGAAACCCGUUCCUCCCAGCGCAGAUCUCACAGCACACGGAUGGGCCUCUCACAUCCGGGUUGAACGGGGGCCGACCCUGGCCAAUCACUUGUAACUCCGCGAUGCGUGCGAGCGGCGAGAAACAGUCCGAGCUGCCCCGCACCGUGACUGCAGACAUGGCCGACAAGACGCCGAAGGAGCCCGGGUCCGGCGCGCCGUACGCCACCAGGAUAGACCCGAGCAAGGAUCCCCUCUCCCCGGAACACAUGCACUUCAUCAGGCAGGUGGAGCGCGAGCAGUGGAAGAAGAAGACGGUGAAGCUGCGGGGGAGGAACGCGGUGACGGGGCUCGCCAUCGGGGCGCUCGUCAUGGGCAUCUACGGCUACACUUUUUACUCAGUGUCCCAGGAGCACAUCAUAGAGGAGAUGGAUGAAGAGGCCAGACACGCGAGAGCGCAGGGGCCGAAGACCGGUGCCAACUGAAAUCCACGAGUUGCCUGCCUGUUGUUGGACCGCGUGUCCGUCCUGCACUUAACCAAGAAGGGACUGAUGGUGGACACUGAUGCCACUGAUUCAUAUUCCACGACUGGCUGCUGUUUUUUUUUUCUUUCUCCAUGAUGAAACAACACUGUAGUGGACUUUAUGUUGAUUGUGAAGUUCUGCUGCUGACUUAAAACUGGAUGCGAUGUCAGUGGAAAGGACUAAAUAACCAGACCUUAGCAAGACCCCUUACGUGCUAGACAAAAGGCCCAGAUUGAGGAUAAAUUAAAACCGCUACCUGCCAGGUUUCCAGCCCUGGUGAUCAUGUGAUGUGGGUACAGUUUGAGGGUUAAAUACUAUAUACCAGUCAGCAAAUGUUAACUUUACAGUGGCUUUAACAGCUAAGAAUGACACUGCUGAAACGACACAUGGAUCAACUUGUUGAAUUGUAUUAUUUAUGUCAAACAGAGCGAUUUCUUGAUUAAAAAUCUAUUGUAUUUGA